Messenger RNA from Anopheles moucheti, 1020 nucleotides. RefSeq lists its product as uncharacterized. The transcript has a single exon. Bases 1 to 1020 code for a protein of 339 amino acids. Lineage: Eukaryota; Metazoa; Arthropoda; Insecta; Diptera; Culicidae. The record is from RefSeq and is a predicted model, not a curated record.
AUGGAAGAGGAUCAACGUCGUCUCUCGCAGCAAUUCGAUGUUCCGGGUACCGCGCAUCUACAACCCGGGUUUGGACCGCCGUUCCAGCCGAACGGUGCAACGUUGGAUCAUCAAGCAGGAUCGCCCACCCAGCAUCCGCCAUCCCAUAUCACGGCGUCAUCAAGCCAGCAUCCGCCAUCGCUUUUCACGGCGUCAUCAAGCCAGCAUCCCCCAUCGCUCCCAAUGCCGUCAUCACAGACGAAUUUGUAUCAAAGCGGUGAGCCCACAAUGUUGCAAUUGAUCCAGCUCAUGCAGCAAGUAAUGACCAAGUUGGAGCAGCAGCAAUCGGUAUCACAACCGCAGUCAGCAUCACAGCCACAGCAGCAGCAGCAAUCGGUAUCACAACCGCAGUCAGCAUCACAGCCGCAGCAGCAGCAUCACCAGUUUCCCUUCAAUCCUGAGCAAAUCCUUGAUUCGUUGGCCAGGAACAUCACGGAAUUCCGUUUCGAUGCUGACGCAGGCGUAACGUUCGAGAAAUGUUAUUCGCGUUACGAGGAUUUGUUCGUCAGAGAUGCAGCCAGGAUUGACGAUGCGGCCAAAGUGCGCUUACUCCUGAGGAAGCUGGGUCCGUUAGAGCACGAAAGGUAUGUGAACUAUAUUCUUCCCCAAAAACCCCGUGAUUUUACGCUCGAGGCAACCAUUGCCAAACUAAAAUCCAUUUUUGGAAAAACAGAAUCCUUGCUAACUAAGCGUUACAAAUGCAUGCAGUUAGUAAAGAGCAAGAGUGAGGAUUUUUUGGUGUACGCAUGUCGCGUUAAUCGGGCGUGCGUGGAUUUCGAGCUAAAUGGAAUGAGCGAGGAACAGCUCAAGUGCUUAGUUUUUGUCUGCGGACUGAAGGAGGAAACGGACAAGGAUUUUAGAGUGAAGCUGCUCACUCGCAUUGAAGAGCGCCCCGAUAUCACUCUAGAGCAAAUAUCGGCGGAAUGCAACCGCAUUGCUAACCUGAAGCGUGAAAAUGCAAUGAUCACUGGUACGUCCUAG